ACGUUAUCACGUCUUGUCGGGCACUUCCGGGUGUGUGCGCUCGUCGUGUUUAACUUGAAUUACCAACAAAAUGUCACAAGUCGCAUAAACUAACACAACUGUGGCCGUUCAGAUGUGGUUUUAAAUGCGUUGGAUAGACUUGUGGUUAGUUGUCAACGUUAAGUAUGAGAAUUUACAUAUGCAAGACAACUGUGAGAGAUGAGUUGUUGUGGAGUUUGGCUGCAGCAUGAGAGGAGACAGUGAGGAUCAGAUGGGUUCUGUUCGGUGGGCUUUUCGUUGUGGGUCGUGGACACCAACCAGAUGUGAGUGGCUUUUUGCUGCUCGAUGCAUCCAGCCCGAAGAGAAGGAGAGGAUCGGACAGUUUGUCUUCACCAAAGAUGCAAAAUCAGCGAUGGCGGGCAGGUUACUGCUCAGGAGGUUUGUGUGUGAGAAGAUGGGCUUACCCUGGUCCCAGUUUACACUCGGACGCUCUCCAAGAGGAAAGCCUUAUCUGGCAGCUCCUCUCCAGGAUGACCCAGCCUCCCUCAUCUGGAGUUUUAACCUGUCCCAUCAGGGAGACUAUGCAGUGCUGGCAGCUGAGCAGGGAAAGCAGGUUGGAGUUGAUAUAAUGAAGACAGUCAUGCCUGGUAGCAGCUCCGUGCCUGAAUUUUUCCGCAUCAUGACUCGUCAGUUUACCCCAUACGAGUGGAGCGUCAUCCAAUCAGCCGGCUCGGAGCACCAGCAGCUCGCCGCGUUCUACCGGCACUGGGCCCUGAAGGAGAGUUUUAUUAAAGCCAUCGGCACCGGGCUUGGGUUCAACCUGCAGCGGGUGGAGUUUCACCUGUCGCCUGAGCCACCCACACAAGCCCUGCCAGUGCGUCUGACAACAAUGCACCUGGACGAGGAGGAGCAGGGUGACUGGGUCUUUGAGGAGUGCCUGCUGGAUGAGGACCAUCAUGUUGCUGUGGCUCUUGGUGCAGACUCAUUGCCUUCACCUGUUCCUCUGGCCUCUCCCUGCCCUUUCACCCUGCUGUCAUUCUCUGAGCUGAUUGGCCCAGCCUCGCCCCUGACAGAAGAGGACCCCACCUAUUGGGAGAGCUUCAGCACCAAGGUGGACGCUCCACAGAGACAGAGAGAUGUGCUCUGACAAGCCUCAGACACAGAGCUGUGCACAGCAGACUAACACACCUUUCACAAGUGCCAGUGUCCAAAAAUACUCUGACAAGGAGCCUGCUUCUCAUUCAGCUCCAGUCCUGCUCAGACAAAGCCCGCAUCACAGCUCGCUCUCAAGGGACGCACACAAACUUUGCACCGCACCACAACUUUUGUUCUUACAGCCACUACCUGGAGGUUCGACUCUAAAUAUAACCAGUUUGCAUAAAUCUUGUCUGAAAUUAUGUCCAUUAUUUUCAUAACUAUAACUUGAACUGAUGAACUGAUGUAUUUGUUAUUUUGAGCUGAAAGUAAAGGCACUAAUCCAAUCAAAAGUUAUAAAGCAAAUCUUUAUCAUUGAAGGGCCCAUAUUACACUAUUUUUUGAUCUAUGUAAUUAUUUGGUUUCCUCAUCAAAAACAUAGGGUUGUUUUUGUUUCACUUACAAACUCUGCACAUUUACUGUAUGUUGUGUUCUUUCUCAAACUGAAAACACUUGGCAUGUCAUACAGGAAGUGCUCCACUGUGUUUUUAAACUCCAAAUCUUCACCAGAAUAUUUAGUAUUCGUUUUUUUUAAUUGCCAAAAGGUAAAAGUUAGCUGUUAACUGCUUCAUGACAUCGCAAGGUGAAACAGAGCCUUUUGAGCUUUGGAGAUGUAGACAGCCUAAUAAUGCAGGAUUACUCAAACGUGUGAAUGAAACAAAACACAACUCCAGGUCUGUUUUUGAGGACGUAACAUGGAGUAAAUUUUGUGUAAUAUAGGACCUUUAAAUAUCAUUACCCUGAGGAAGUGCUUACAGGGCCAGACUUACAAAAUGAUAGAUAUAUGUAACAUUUAACAUUUGGAAACGGACACAAAGGGAAGGGUCCGUGUUGUGAUGGACAGGACAUCGGCUGAGAAUGUGAAACCACAUGCAGAUAGGAUUAACCUGAGGUCAGUGGAGAAGUGGUGAAUAUUUAUUUAUUUAUUUGAGAUGGGGACAGCGCACAUUUUUUACAUUAACCUUAACAGGAGAGAUGCAUUGUACCAGGUUGUAGCAUCAGUGCUAAUUUCCACCUGUAGUCCCUGGGCAGAUUCAUCGAUUGAUUGUAUUUAACUGACCUUGGCUAUCAACUGUUCUUCCUGGAGACCUAUGUAGCAUGUAUUUUGGGUAUAUUUGAUAUGUUCAAUAACAGCACAUAGCCGUAUGACGCAGGGUUAAAGCAGACACUCACCUUUAGAGCCCCCUGCCAUUAUUCACAGGGCACAAACAAAGAUGUGAUGCUUAGACUGUUGCUGAAUCUCACAUGCUGGUUACUGCUGUGGUCGGAACGAAUAUGAGCAUGAGUGGCCAUAAUACUCCAGGAGAUAGAGGUCUUUACAGUGAAUGUCAAUAUGAAAGAGCCUUCUUCAUAUCUUAUUCUGACCAUCCUGAUACCUAAUUUAGGCUUGAGCCAUGUUGUAGUGUUGUUUCCUCAUCAAAAACAAACCUGGAGUUGUGUUUUGUUUCAUUCACACAUGUUGGAGUCUACAUCUCUAAAGCUCAAAAUGCUUUGGAGAUGUAGCUUUCCAAAUUAACAGCUACAUUUUACCUUGUGUUCAGGAGAGAUUGGCAAUUCCAGGGCUGAAAUUAUCCAAAUGAUUCUUGUGAAGGUGUAUGGUGUUUAAAAAGACAGUGGAGCACUUUCUGUAUUAUUACAUGGAGCCACAAGGUUGAACAGAGUGUUUUCUAUAUGAGAGGAAUUAGAUAUACAGGACUUGUGUGUUAAACAUGUGAAAGAAACAACAUAUAAUAGGAAUAUAACAGUAAUAUGGGCCCUUUAACAGCAAUGCCCUUCCAUCUUGCCCCCUGUGAGAUCAUUGGCUCCAUAGACAGGUGUGUAAUUGUUUGAACUGCCUGGACCUCACGCUGUAGACCCCACCGCUGACCCCUCUGCUCAAUAACACACAGUGGUGGAAGAAGUACUCAAUUUUGUUACAUAAGUAAAAGUACAGAUGCCGGGCCAAAAGAUUACUUAAGUAAAAUGAAUCAUUCUACUUAUGUUAAAGUAUUAAAGUACCUGGUUAAUAAGUAAAAGUGUUUUGCAGAGUUUUAGAACAAUUAAAGGAUGAAAUGUAGUGAUUUUGAAAAAGACUUUACUGGAUUUUCAGUGAUUCAACUGAUUUGUACAUUUUUUUAGCUUUUUUGUAUUUUUGUGGUUCGCUCAAAGUUGGGACGUUAAAAAUAAGUUUGGCCGUUUUCAGCAGGUCUCAAACCACAAACGAAAGUAUUUUUUACUUACUGGUCCAGAUCUAAAAUGUAGUUGAGUAGAAAGUACAGAUACAUACUCUCAAUUGUAGUGAAUUAUAAGUAAAAAGCAUCCAUGGUAAAAAAUGUACUUAAAGUAUCUGUUUAAAAAUGUGCUAAAAGAGUAAAAAUAAAAGUAUUAUGCAGAGACAUUUAGAACAAUUAAAUUCUGAUUCUGAUAAUGAGUUAAGUGGAUAUUCAGUGAUUUAAUUGAUUUGUUAAUUUUUCAACCUGUUUUGUGGUGGAGUGGAGUGUGCUGUAGUGGAGUAGAAAGUACAGAUACAUGCUCUCAAAUAUAGU
This is a messenger RNA of Boleophthalmus pectinirostris (great blue-spotted mudskipper), 3698 nucleotides long. It is a transcript of the gene aasdhppt, whose product is annotated as aminoadipate-semialdehyde dehydrogenase-phosphopantetheinyl transferase. The coding region runs from base 227 to 1126 and encodes 299 amino acids. Lineage: Eukaryota; Metazoa; Chordata; Actinopteri; Gobiiformes; Gobiidae. The transcript has 7 exons. Gene Ontology annotation, cellular component: cytosol. Gene Ontology annotation, molecular function: holo-[acyl-carrier-protein] synthase activity; magnesium ion binding. The record is from RefSeq and is a predicted model, not a curated record.